GCGACCGGCCGCGGCAGUGUAUAAUUCGCCCCGCGACGACUAGCGCGCGCGUUUCCCCCGCGUGACCGUUGUGCUCUUCGCGCGCACCACACACGAUUAUUGCUACAACAACAACAACAACAACUGUUACUAUACCGCCGCUACCACUACCGUAUUCUAACUCUGUGUAAUAGCGGUGCCGGUAACCAGCUCGCCGCGGAUCAGUGUACUACCGCGAGUCGGCCCGUGUGCGCGUACGCCGCUCUUGUGAACCACCGUCCGUAGCGGCAAAAUAGAGGAGGAAAAAAAUUAGAUUAAAUAGCUAAUUCCGAAAUCGAAUUCGCGUCGAUAACACGUGAGACUCGACCCGCGCGUGUCGGCGCGUUUGAUAUCGCUCCGAUCUUAUCGUAUACACACGGUUAGGUACCUACGCGUAUCGCCGUCGUCAUCGUUAUUAGAGGUACCUAUACCUAUAUUGACUAUUAAUUAUUAUAUUAUUAUCGAUUUAAUAUUAUUAAACAGUAUUAUAAUCACGAAUAGUUGUGCGAAAAUCAAAGGUGCGGUCGGUUCGAUUUUAUUUUUUUUUUACCGCGUCUUAUCGUUUUGCCGCCCGAUUAAAACGCGUUAUUAAUAUCAUUAUUGUUGUCGUCGUCUUCAUCCGUCGAUCCGUCUUUACUUCUCGUUGAUCCCGAUAAAUCAUCGUUAUUAGCUGAUCGUUGCAUUCCGUUCGAUGAUGGCCGUUCGGACGCCGGCGCCGAACAAACCGCCGGCGUAAAGCCCAGACGGGAGUUUCGCCAAAGUCGAGUCACUCUAACACCCCCCUUCGCUUGACGAAGUCGGGCGAAAGAAAUCGCAACAGUCACCUACACAUGAUGAACACGGCGGCAGCGGUGGCGAUUUCGGUGCUGCUACUGCACUCGACCACGAUCGGUUUUGUGACUCCAGUCGAGGUGCAUUUUGACAACCCGGACGGAGGUUUCUUCGUCCGACACCCCAUCGGUAGCGGUCCUGGCAACAACCGGCAACAACAACAACAACAAUUGGGUGGCGCUGACAAUGACGACAACGACAACGACGCCAGCGGCGGGGCCGUGCUCAGCGUGGACAGAUUUACCGUAUUGCAGGACGUACCGCAGACGUCGAUCAGGGCCAGUUACGGGCCGUUCUCCACCAAGCAAACAGUGCCGUCGCGUUACCUGAUACCGGAUCCGAACUCGGCCGGCAUGUCCGGCGGCGUUAACGGUUCCGGUUUGUCGACGGGCUACUCGUCGACCGUGGACAUAUCGUCGAUGGACGUGUCCGCGCACUUGGUUCAAAGGCGCGUGUAUCGCGAAAACCCGGUGGUCAGGACGUUGUUCCACGUCGGCUACAGCGUCGUCAGAUCGCAGUCGGGUGGUUCCGGUCCGCCUCCUUCGAUGGCGAUGUCCGCCGGUGACGCGACUGGCGGUGGCGGUUCCUCGCGGUCCGCUUCCGGUCCGUCUUCGUACGGUAAACUGUGUGCGGUGGCCAAGGCCACGUUCGAGGGAGCCGAGCGGCCGGUCACCGCCGCGUGCAAGCCCGACCCCAAGGACGGCGUGUGCACCGCCCGGCUGGUGUUGCCAGCCAAGUGGUGGCCGCCGCUGAACCCGCCGGACGCCAAGCCGGUCAAGACGCCACAGCGGUACGUGCAGAUAUCUUACGCCCUCCUCGAGUCCGACCACCGGUGCAGCCAGUCGGACGUGCAGCUCCAGCCGUUCACGUACAUCGGACAGGCGGCGCUGGAUCACGCCCAGCACCCGUACAAGGAGCUCAAGACGGACGCGUACCUGUUGACGCUCGUCCCGUCCGCGCCACUCUAUCCCAAGUCGUUUACGUACGUACCGGUGUUCUUCGACGCCGGGCCCAAGGAGCAGAACAUCAAAGGAUUUAUACUCAGGGCGAAAGUCAAGAACGGCCUGCGAGUUUUGAGCGCCGAGAACAGCGACCCGGACCGGUGGACCAUCAACUACACGUCGAAUCCCAGGGGCACACAGAUCACGGUAACGGCCGUGCACAAGGGACUGCCGUCGACCGUCGCCGGGUCCGCUUGGCCCAACUCCCGGUACGAAGAGGUAUUGCAGUGGCUGUUGCAGGUGGACUCGGAGGCCGAGGACGUGUGGGAGGAAGGUCGGGUUGUUUGGACGGUGCAGUACGUCAUGGAGGCGGCUGGCAACGCGACAAACUGGACGUCGGCCGCCGCCGCCGUCCAGGGAAGCCAGCCCAAGGUAGACCGUCACCGCGCCGCUUACAAACAUCAUCGGCGGCAAGCGGCCGUGCUGGCGGGACACCGGAGGACGGCCCGGCUAUCCAGGGCCGCCACAAAGAUGCUCUACCUGGACGGUGUCAACGGCGUGUUGGACGGCGUCAAGCGCAAGAUUUCCGCCCGAUUCGAGAUACACAAGGACGACACCGAAGCCGUACUACCCAUAUCCAAGAACUGGGAAAUAAUCAACACGGCCGUAUUGACUGGAAAGCAGAUAUCGCACGCGAUGAAAGUGUUCGUUGUCAGCUACGCGGGCAAAAUAUCCGACGUCACCCGGCAGUCCGUGUGUCAGAUUGAGGACGACAGCGUUCUUAAAGUAACAUCGUCGUGCAGUUCGGUGUACGUGGACGGAUCUGAAAUCCGGGGCUCGUCCAAUGCUACGGUGAUUGUCAAGUAUGAAUCGUAUACAGGUACGGCACAUUUCAUCGUGUGGGUUCCAGAAAUCAAUGAAAUGGACCUAACCAUUGCCGACCAAAAACUUAACCAGAUCAAAGGCUGGAGGGUGCCUGUAAGCCUGGAAGCCGACGACGACAUGGACGAUUACGUCAACAAAUUGAAAAGGUCUGCCGAAGGCAAGGGUGGCGGUCACAUGAAAUCUCCGAUGUCUGAUGGCGAUUUCCGGUUAAACGAAAUGAUCACCGAGGAUAUGGUAGCCGAUGCAUAUGACAGGAAGACCAGCUGCCAGUUGAGAUUUCAACAGACGUCGGUCGAGAUAUACGCCAGGUUCAAGGCGACCGACCACGACUCGGGCCGAGUGAGCUACUUCGUGAACCGCCGGACGUGGUUAAAAGUGACCGAUCUGUUGCUGCAUUACCUGCGGUCGUCGGAUCCAAGGGUGGCGUCCAUCACCGGGCAAAUCGUUCGCGGACACAACGCCGGUCGGACCGAGGUGCAGGUUAUCUCGGCGCUAUCCGGCCACGUGCUCGUGUCGAAGGAGAUCCGUGUGGUCAGCGACAAGGUGAGCGUGGCCCGGCUAGCGGUGAACGUCGUGUCCGGACUACAGCUGAACAUCCGGCCGGACGCGGCCGUGGACAACAACUACAUAGCCGAGACGUCCGUGACCAGGAAGCUGACGGCCAAGUACCAGGAGGGCCUGCUGGACAUCGACCUGUGGUUCACGGACGACACGCGCACGCCCCUCCGGUCGGUGGCCAUGUCCGACUACGCACUCCGCGUCGAGUCCACCAACCCCGACGUGGUGGCAUUCGCCCCCAUGGCUGCCUCGCCGCACCCACGGGUCAUAGCCGUCGGUUCUGGUAAGGGUCAGCUACUCCGAGUGUCCUUCGGUCCGCCCGACGUUUGCGGCAAACACGAGCCGAUCGGCGGAGGCCGGAAAACCGUCCUGCCGACAACUCUCAGCGAAACGGCGGCCGAAGUCCAGGUGGACUUUUCUUCGUCUCCGUACUCGGUCGAACAGUUCGUGCAGAACGACGGCGGCGGCGGCAGUGGCGUGCUGAACGUGGGACCACCCCGCGACAAAAAAGAUCACAAUAAGGACUCGACGGGAAUGGCCGGCAUCAGGGACGAAAACAACGAUGAACCCACAGUGCAAGCUCGGCAACACAACAAUAACAAUAAUAAUCAAAACAACAUUAUCAACCACAGCAACAACGGUAUUGGGAGCACAACCGUGCACGCCCAUAAAGUACCCGCUCAUGUGAGUCCAUUUGAACUUGGCUUGUAUACCCUGUUGGCGGCUCUUUGUUUCGCCAUCGUGGCGUUUGUCAUAUCGUGCGUCGUCUACGCAUCCAAAUACAAACAGAACUCGUUGGAAAUGCCCACUACCACCUUAAUGACAAAAUCGUUUAUGGGUAACAUGAACGGGGCUAAGGACGGUGGUGGAGGUAUUGGUGGAGGUAGUACCAAACCUUUAUCAGAUGAACCGACUAUGAACGCCCAUGAUUGGGUGUGGCUAGGCAGAUCUACGUUAGAACGUUCGUCCGGUAUGCUGGUACCAUCCAUGGGUAACAAAUCACACAACAACAACAAUAACAACAACCAAAUCAAUGAGCACAAUAUGAGAAUUAUGUCAAAUCCCAUUUACGGUGUGGACAACAAUGGUACUGAUAACAGUGGUAACCAACAACAGCAACAGCAGGUUUGCAGUAGAAAUCCUCCUCCGCAGAUCAAUACUUCCACGUACAGCGUUAAGGACCGGCUGUCCAAUGGCAAUAUCGUUUUCAAUAAACUAUGGAAAGUACUUCCAACACCAAAUGACCAGAACCUAGAGAAACCCGCUGACUACAGGCCACCAGUGCCGCCUCACAGGACGCAAUUGAACAACGUGGACAACAUGAUGAUAGGAGACAAUGACAAUGACGAACAAGCGCCACCACCUCCAAAACGGCAACACCAUCACCACCAUCAUCAUCAUCGCAAUCGCAGUCAAGGUGGUGGUAGAUCCUCGUCGGUCGCUGGUAAUCAUAACAAUCCUAAACUGCCGGAGAGGAAUUCUGACCCACUAUUCGUAGAAACCUGUAACCGGAGAUCAAUGGACGUGAAACGAGCGGCAAUCAUCGGGAACCCGAUGUUUGCCUUUGAUCCUGCAUCCGCGGAUCAGAAGCAUCAGAACGCUGGCGCCAGUGACACUAUCAAACUCGACGACCUCAACCUUGGCAUGGACUAUAAACAGCUGAUGGAGUACUUUGACAACCUGAAAGAGUCAAACGCUUAAUUCGUCGUGGCCAACCUCAUACCUAUGUCGUUUUGCACACCCUCCCCUAUUACGAGUAACCAGCAACCAUAUACGCGCUCACACACCACCGCAGUGAACCUACAAGUGGCCCAUUUGCCUAACUCCCAUCCUCGCUCCCGGUUCCCUCACUACUCCUGUCACUUAUCUUAUUGUCGCACAUAAAAAGUCAAUUAAUUCAAAGGUUAUUGUUGUAUGCGUAUGAACUAUAUACACAAUAAAUGUCUAUUCAUACGCUCUAUAGUAUAGUUCACACCAAAAAGUAUAAAUCGGAAGCUUCAGUAUUAUAUUGAAAAAAAGCGAUGAAAAUAAUGUUAACUAUUCUCACGCUUACGGUUGUGAGGUGAAUUGUAAUCCAAAUUUCUACGAUGAACAUUUUAAUUUAGGUUGUUUCCGGUUGUUGAAAGCACGACGGUACCUAAUGACCCAAUUAUUAUAAUUAUUAUAUAAACACGAUAUCUAUAGUUGAUACAUUAUUAGCUUUUGCUACUAAAUGUAUCAUCUGAAAUUUCUUUCUAAAAUAAACCUAAUUUAUUUAAAUUUAUAUACAAAAUAUAAUUAUGUAUUGAUGUUUUGAACUAUAUAUUUAAAAUUUAUUUCUCGGACUUACAUAAUGAAAAAAAAUAAUAAUAAUUAACUUCUAGACUAUAAUACUAUAUUAAAUGUAUUCAAAUAAGCUUGUAUAGUCUCUCUCUAUAAUACGUUUACACAAAAAUAUUAGUUCCUUAACCUAAAUCAUUGUUAUAAAUAUUAGAAUCGCAAUGAUAUCACAGAUAGAAAAAUAAUAAAAUAAAAAUAGAUAAUUCGUGUUACAUCUGUGCUAAAUGAUACCUUCGUUAUUUCCUAUAUUUUAUAUUAUGUACGACAAUUAUUGCCACUGUUAAUAAUAAUUAAGUUUCCAAUUUCGCUCUACACGUGUUUAUCUAAAUGUUCCUAAUUUAUUGUAUCACUAUUUUGAUAAUAUUAUUUAAGCAAUUUCCCUUUUAAAUCAAUAUUAUCAUUAAUCUAAACAUUUUUGUUAAAUUUAAUUGUUGAUUAUUUUUAAUUUUUUAGUCUGAUACCUAUUAUCGCUUGCAACAUUAUUUUAUAUACUUUUGUACAUAAUAUUCAAACUUAACAAUGUUUUUCAAUACCUUUUAAUAUCAAAUACUACAUUUAAUAUUUUAAUGACUAGUUCAACAAUAUUGUAACUUGUACAUUUAUAUGUUAUGUAUGUAGUUUUUGUUUUUUUAAACAAUAAUGGUAUUCCAUAAUGAAUUGUCCCCUUAAACUAAACAGUUACCACAAAUAUUAUAAUAUAUUUAAACAAUGCCUAAUCACAAAUAAUUAUAAAAAAUAUAUUAAACUAAAGUCCCAUACAUUAAUGGUGAACAUUUAUACGCACAUAUUCUACAAUAUUCUAAUUUACUUAAAUAUGUAAUUUAGUCAAAAGUUUAUUAUUUUUAAUUUCUCAGUGUCAUUUAUAAAAAAAAAAAAAACAUUUGUGACAGUACAAUGGUAUUAUUUUUUUCAUUUUUUUCUCUGUGAUAAUGUAAAUAAUAUAAUUUUGUUGGACAGACUUGUAUUGCAGAUUUUCGAGCAUAACUUCAUCACACUAUUAAAUAUAAACACUAUAUUAAACUAUUAAAACAUAUUUGAAAAAUUGAAUAUUUGAAUACCUAUUGUUUCAGUAGGUGUUGCCCAGUGCGUAUGUAUGUACAUUGUGCAAUAGUACUAAUACCAAAUUUAAGUAUGUUUAGGUACUUGUUUUACUUACAAAAACAUUUUGGGAAAAAACAGUUUCUCAAAGCUAAUCAAAAAUCAUACAGCCGUCCAUAUAUUAUACAUGUUAUGCAAUUCUUAAUUAACAAUAUCACGACAUUCGAGGGCUACCCGUUUGGACCGUAUUAGUUUAAAAAAUAAUUAUAGUUUAUUAAUAAGUUUAAAAAUAAACACUAAUCAUUUAAAUGUUUUAAACUUAUAUAGUGCAAACACUGCAAACAAACUACCUAUAAAAUAAAAAAAAUACCUAUUAUUUCUAGUCAAAGUAUAUUAUAUUGAUAUUAUAUAUUAUAUUAUAUUAUAAAUGUAUAUUAUGUUUAAGUCGUAGAUCAAGUAGGUUGUAUAAAAAAAUACUAUAUAUAUAUAUAUAUAUUGUUUGCCUUCUUUUUUUGGGACGCAGAAGCUUCCACUAAUAAAUUUUUACCCAUGUUUCAUUUGUUUUGUGUAUAAGUACUUUUGCGGUAAUGAUGAAGCGCAGAAACGUCGUACGCGACCCAAUGAGACUGUUUUUUUUUUAUAUUUAGAAUUAUUUAAGUUUUUAGUAUUUUAGUAUUUUCUUUACCUAUUUCAUUAUUAUUAUUAUUAUUAUUAUGAUUUUUUAAAGUAUAUUUUAUUGCUUUGUAGAGUAUGUUUUGAGUUACGAUAAUUUGACUUUUUCUUUUUUUCCUUUCUAUUUUUCAGUCUGUUUCUUUGUUUUUAUUUUUGAUUAUUUGUUUCCACUUACCUACUUUUCUCCUUUGCAUAAUUCGGUCAAUAAUCUAUUCAAUAAAUGUCAAUGUUUUUGAAUGUUUUACCUUCGUAUGUACCGGGUUGUGAUCUGUAUUGUCCAAUUAUCUCACCAAAAUGAUAAUUUUUAUUAGAUUUUAAAGUAGAAGUAGUAGUUGACACACUACAAUUUAAGUAUUGUUAUGUUGAUGUGAGCAGAUAUUGAUUUUAAAUAAACAAUUUAUUAAACUUA
Molecule: messenger RNA, 7671 nt
Organism: Aphis gossypii (cotton aphid)
Lineage: Eukaryota; Metazoa; Arthropoda; Insecta; Hemiptera; Aphididae
Gene: dtn
Product: transmembrane protein 132E
Exons: 10
Coding region: 849-4934 (1361 amino acids)
Source: RefSeq, a predicted model, not a curated record